GCAAGUUUUGGGAGCCUUUCGCUGAAAUUGGUGAAAUCAAAUCUGGAUCCCCAACUAGAUCUCAUUUCUCGAUUCCCCAUUGGAGUCCCAGAUAACAAGAAUCCGAUUUUGUUUAGGUUUCGUGAUCUUUCAAAUUCCCCAAUCGCCGAGCUCUGAAUUGGAAUUCUCUCGUCAAUUCAAUCAAAAUGCUGUUCUUAAAAUCAAACCCGUUUCACAGUAGUUCUUUUUCUCUCUACCUUUUCCUCGCGUUUCUCCUCUUCCUUUUCUUUUCCCCGCUUGUGAUUUUUGCUCAGGAUUCUGGAAGGGAGGAAUCAAAUGCUGGAAUAAAGGAUCUGGGCAGACGAAGUAAAAUUUUUGUAGACAAAAUAAAGACAGGUGUCGCAAUAGAUGAGAUUGACCAUGAUUCCAUUAAUCUUGGUGUCGAGUUGGACUCUGGUCUUGGAGUUUUUGAUGCUUUCUUUGCAAGUUUUUCCAUGAUUCUUGUCAGUGAGAUUGGAGACGAGACUUUUAUAAUAGCAGCUCUCAUGGCAAUGCGUCACCCCAAGUCAAUUGUUCUAUCUGGUGCACUAAGUGCCUUAUUUGUGAUGACAGUACUUUCGACUGGUCUUGGUAGGAUUGUACCAAAUUUAAUAUCAAGAAAGCAUACAAACAGUGCAGCCACUGUUCUUUAUGCCUUUUUUGGGCUCCGGCUACUUUAUAUCGCUUGGAGAUCGGAUCCAAAAUGCUCACAGAAAAAAGAAAUGGAGGAAGUAGAAGAGAAACUUGAAACUGGACAAGGGAAAACAACAUUUCGACGUUUCUUUUCUAGAUUCUGCACACCAAUCUAUUUGGAGUCAUUUAUUUUGACAUUUCUAGCUGAGUGGGGAGAUCGUAGCCAGAUUGCAACAAUUGCUUUAGCUACACACAAAAAUGCAGUGGGAGUUGCUGUUGGAGCCAUUAUAGGACACACCAUUUGUACAUCAUUAGCAGUUGUCGGUGGAAGCAUGCUAGCAUCAAAGAUCUCACAGCGCACUGUUGCGACUGUUGGGGGGUUGCUUUUCCUCGGUUUCUCCCUGUCUUCGUACUUCUAUCCUCCUCUAUAACCACGGGAUGCUGUAUGUUAAUCUGAUUGUUUUAAGAAAUGGUGGCUACCCGUUUAACUUGUAUUCCUCACCAUUACCAGAAAAGGUUAAUAUUGACACUGUUUAAUAGCAGAUCUUUACCCUAUUAUUUUUGUACGUAUUACUAUACAGAAAUAUGUUACACGUUUGUUUGUCUGGAGAAUGUUAAAUCUUGAUUGUCGAUAGCUUGAAUGUACAUAAUGGAUUGUCAUCCCAGUUUUGAUGCACUAUUUUGGGGAACUAAUUAAUUUUGUGAUUGAUGAAUAGAUAGAUUUGUGAUGA
This is a messenger RNA of Olea europaea var. sylvestris, 1382 nucleotides long. Its product is annotated as GDT1-like protein 3. The transcript is spliced from 9 exons. The coding region runs from base 186 to 1082 and encodes 298 amino acids. The record is from RefSeq and is a predicted model, not a curated record. Gene Ontology annotation, cellular component: Golgi apparatus. Lineage: Eukaryota; Viridiplantae; Streptophyta; Magnoliopsida; Lamiales; Oleaceae. Gene Ontology annotation, molecular function: manganese ion transmembrane transporter activity; calcium ion transmembrane transporter activity. Gene Ontology annotation, biological process: Golgi calcium ion homeostasis; Golgi calcium ion transport; manganese ion transmembrane transport.